Messenger RNA from Moneuplotes crassus, 1605 nucleotides. The record is from the annotation of a GenBank genome assembly. NCBI's taxonomy places the organism in Eukaryota, Ciliophora, Spirotrichea, Euplotida, Euplotidae.
AUGGCAGGAAGUAUGGAUGCCGUUGGCAAUAUUCUCCCAAAUGUCCUCAAGGCUGAAGCCUCUGACGACAAAGAUGAGUUUGCUAGAAUGCAAUCUUUCGUAGGAGCUAUUGCAGUUGCAGACAUUGUCAAGACAACCCUUGGUCCAAAAGGAAUGGACAAGAUUUUACAAUCAACCGAUGAAAACAAGCGCCACAUUAUUACUGUGACAAAUGAUGGAGCAACCAUUUUGAAGAGUAUCAUGGUUGAUAACCCAGCCGCUAGAAUUCUUAUUGAUAUUUCUAAAACUCAGGAUGAAGAAGUAGGUGAUGGAACCACCACUGUUGCUGUGUUUGCAGGAGAGUUACUCAGAGAAGCCGAGAAAUUGACCCAAAUGAGAAUCCAUCCUCAAACUAUUAUUGCUGGAUGGAGGCUUGCUAAGGAUGCUGCUCUUACUAAACUCAAGGAAAUCUCUUGGAGCCAUGAAGAUGAUGAAUCAUUCAGAGAAGAUCUCCUUAACAUUGCUAGAACAACGCUCUCUUCCAAGCUCUUGACUGAUGACAGAGAGCAUUUCGCUCAAUUAGCAGUAGAUGCAGUUCUCAGAUUAAAGGGAGUUAAUAAUUUGGACUAUAUUAAAAUCAUCAAAAAGGCUGGUGGCACCAUGAAGGACUCCUUCCUUGCUGAAGGAUUCAUUCUUGAGAAAACUAUCUCAACUGGUUGUCCAAAGAGGUUGGAAAACCCCAAAAUUUUGAUUGCCAAUACUCCAAUGGACCACGAUAAAAUUAAAAUCUUCGGAUCAAAAGUCAGGACUGACUCCAUGCAGAAAGUAGCGGAAAUUGAAGAAGCUGAGAAAGGAAAGAUGAAGAAGAAGGUUGAGAAGAUUCUCGCUCACAAGCCAGACAUCUUCAUCAACAGACAGCUGAUCUACAAUUACCCAGAGCAAUUGAUGGCUGACGAAGGAGUUAUGGUCAUUGAGCAUGCUGACUUUGAUGGAACUGAGAGACUUUCCUCAGUUCUUGGAGCAGACAUCCUCUCCACUUUUGACAACCCAGAAGACGCUUCUCUCGGUCAAUGUGAAUUAGUAGAAGAGAUGAUGAUUGGAGAAGACAAGGUCAUUAAGUUCUCAGGCUGCGGAGGUAAAGCUUGCUCUGUUGUUCUAAGAGGAUCUGGUGCUCAUGUUCUUGACGAAGCAGAGAGAUCAUUGCAUGAUGCUCUCUGAGUACUCACUCAGACAGUUAUCAACCGUAAUGUUGUCUAUGGAGGAGGAAACUCAGAGAUCAGUAUGGCACUCGCUGUUGAUGAAAUUGCUAAAACAACUAAAGGAAAGCAAGCUCUUGCUAUUGAGGCUUUUGCUAGAGCUUUGAGAGCACUUCCAACUAUUAUGUGUGAUAAUGCUGGAUUUGAUAGCGCAGAAAUUGUCCAAAACUUGAGAAGUGAAAUAGCCAGUGGAAACACUACUGCAGGACUCAAUAUGGUUGAUGGUGAAGUAUCAAACAUGAAAACAGAGGGAAUCAAUGAAUGCUACAGAGUCAAAGAGCAAGCUCUUCAUUCUGCUUCCGAGGCAGCUGAAAUGAUUCUUAGAGUCGACGAAAUCGUCAGAUGUGCUCCAAGAAAAAGAGAAGGCUAA